UGGACAAUCAACAAAACAUUAUAAGACAAUGUCAAUAAAAUCGUUUUGCCACGUCAGCUACUCCUGAACAACCCGCACAAUGCGGGAGGGCCUUUUGGGUAAAUCCAUAGUUUUCUCUUUCUCACCAUCCUCUCACCGAACCGUCCCAGCCACCAGUUCAGAGUUCAGACCCUUCGUCUCUCUCACCUUCCUCCCUCAAGAAAUCCCUACCAUCAUGCGUUCUGCGUUGCCCUUUUCCCUUUGGCGUCGUCGCUUAUGUGUUCCUCUUCAAUCACGUCGCCGCUUCGUUCUCCCUACCUUCAAUCAAUUCCCAUCGCCGCACCGUCAAUCCCGAAUUCCGAUAUUUAUAUGCAAUCCGAAGUUCCUUCCUCUAAUUCUACUAAAUAGCAACAGUUCCUCCCUCAACCCCGCUAUCGGAAAUCGAUUUGCAUUCAAGCAUCGCUUUGGAUUUGGUGAUGAAGGAUCUGGGUGUCACGAAUUUCAACCAAUGGACUUGGUGUUGAUCAAUUCAGAGGAGAAAGUGUUUGUUGUAGAAGGCCAAGUGAUUCAAGUACAAUCUAACUGGUGCGACAUGGGGUGUCUUGAAUGCCCUCACAAAGUUGAAGAGGAUUGGAGAACUUUCGCAGACACCAUAAGAAAACUUCUUAAAUUGCAAAAGUCAAGUAAGCCGAUCAACUAAUUCAGUUUUUCUACAAACUGCAUCUUUCAAAUUUAGUUUUUAUUGUCUGAUAUGUGUUAUGAAAUUGAUGCACAUGGAGAUAUUGGCAUACAGACUCAUGUCAUUGUUGACUUUAAUUCCAUUAGUCAUAGGUGAGAGUAAAACUCCAUAUGCAAGAUAAUUCUGCUGAAGCUUAUUUGCAAUUUUGGAGAGUGAAGGUCCCCAUUUCCUUGGUGUAAUGACUGGAGUUUUCUUUUUGACAGAGACCUGUUACAAGGUGCUACUAAUGGCUGGAGUUUAAUUACAAGCAAAUUAGAGGAAGAAAAAAAUCAAAUCCUUCACAAGUCCAGCAAGUUGUUAACAUGAAACUUAAAUUGCAUGUUAAACUUACUCAGUGUUGAACCCUCAAACUGAGUAUUAUGUAGUUAGCGUGGAGCACGAUUCACUUGGGGUAAGUGAUUAACAUUUGAGCGCUAAAGCAAUUUUAUUACCUAUCAGUUACCACCUUAGUUUCAUCAUUUUCAUUUCUUUGAUUACUCUAAUUUCACUGCAGUCAAUGAGUCAGACAUCAAGCCAAUCCCUCACAAGUGCAAUACCUAUGUCGAAGACAACUUCCUAGACUUCUCAUGACAAAAACCAAAGAGAUGAAACAGAUUUGGUUGCUGCAAACUUAGAGGAAACUAGCAACAUUGUUGCAAGCCUUGAAGAUCUUGGAGAGGAUGCUUAAGGAGAUUUAAAAGGGAACAUUGGGUCGACUCUAACACCAAGGAAGAAAAGUACUAUUGUUGGGAUCAUUAUGUAGUUAAGAUCCACGUUAUGAACCUUAUAGUUUUAGAGUGUGUUUUUCACCUAUGAGAUGUUCGUGAAUUGCUUAGUGUUCAUAAAAUUUAGAUUCUUAGAUUAUCCAUAAUUUUAUUUAUCAUUUUUAUAGACAAUUGGAAUUUCAAGUUAACAAU
This is a messenger RNA of Linum tenue, 1614 nucleotides long. The record is from the annotation of a GenBank genome assembly. NCBI's taxonomy places the organism in Eukaryota, Viridiplantae, Streptophyta, Magnoliopsida, Malpighiales, Linaceae.